AUGACAAUUGUGUACCCCACCAUUGAUCGCCGCUUUGAAUAUCAAAGUUUAAUUUCAAGAAAAAUAUUUGUCCAAGCCGCUAUUCUAGAGCUUGAAGCAAGCGAAUUCAAACUAUUUGGCAAGCCAGGUCACUAUGAAGAUCUUAUCGCUAAGCUGGAUGACGAGCUGCCCAAUGUUACUGUCGCCGAAGUUGUUCGGAAUACAAACCACCCGUGUCUUCCGUAUGAUGGUCCAUCAGUUAAUAUUCGCGAUUAUACGUGGGACAAGAAGGAUGGUUACAACGAUAUCGAUACAACGAAAUGGUAUCCACAGGGCGUCACAUCAUCCUCUGAUGCAUACGACAAGGGAACGUAUGGUGAAAACAACAUGAUGCUUAUAUCAUGGUAUGACCACACGACAAAAUCUAGUGAUCCAGCAAAUAAGGGUGUCCGCAUAUCGUUUGUUGAAAUGAACUCGAACCAGUAUCACUACCGUAACGUGCUUUUGGUUGUUCCCUACGAAACGACUGCCGGCGUCCCAUCGUUCCACUCUGUAAAAAUCCACGCAGGAGGAAUAAUGUGGUAUGGAAACUUACUCUAUGUGGUUGAUACUGCCAAUGGUAUUCGUAUCUUUGAUUUGAGCCACAUCUAUGAAGUCUCCAUUGGUGAUGGUAUCGGCCAUGUCGGAAGCGGUCGAUAUGAAGGUGCAAACUACAAAUAUGUUCUCCCACAGUGGGGUCAUUACUUGGCUUACAGUGACGUUGCAAAAGAUUUCGCCUACUCUUUCAUUAGCUUGGAUCGUACUACCAUACCGGAUUCUUUUGUCAUGGGCCAGUACAAUUCAUCGGGCGUCAAUAAUCGUAUCGUCCGCUUUGACAUUGAUUACGAAACACGACUUCCUGUGCAUAGCUCGGGAACAUACGCUACUGCGACCGAGUUCUAUUAUGUCGGAUUGAAGUCGAUGCAAGGUGCUACUUCUAUUACUAAGGACGGUGUCCAAAAGUACUACUUUUCGUGCUCGCGCGGUAAUCGUACAAACGGCGAUUUGUAUACCUGGGAUCGUAGCACUGGUGACUUGAACCACUAUGAAGGAAUACUUUCGGUUGGUCCAGAGGAUCUUGCAUAUCGUCAGCAAGGCGAUCAGCUAUGGACACUUGGCGAGCAUCCAGGUGAACGACCUGUGUAUGCGCUCUCCGCUAGCGCCUAUUAGUAAUGUCAUGUAGCAACUAUAAGAGAAACACACAUUCUUCAUAUUUUAUCAUUGAAC
Molecule: messenger RNA, 1245 nt
Organism: Zychaea mexicana
Lineage: Eukaryota; Fungi; Mucoromycota; Mucoromycetes; Mucorales; Lichtheimiaceae
Exons: 4
Coding region: 1-1188 (395 amino acids)
Source: RefSeq, a predicted model, not a curated record